Nanorana parkeri is the source of this 4020-nucleotide messenger RNA. RefSeq names its product KIAA0319 like. Lineage: Eukaryota; Metazoa; Chordata; Amphibia; Anura; Dicroglossidae. Gene Ontology annotation, molecular function: protein binding. Bases 290 to 3394 code for a protein of 1034 amino acids. The record is from RefSeq and is a predicted model, not a curated record. Gene Ontology annotation, cellular component: plasma membrane; cytoplasmic vesicle. The transcript has 22 exons.
GGGGCUCCGGGUGUAGGUCCGGGGACAGCGACAGGUACAGCAAGGAAGGUGGCCAAGCUUCUAUGUGUAAUGCUGACAUGUAAACGCCACAUUGCAGAAUUCAGGACUUUCUCCAGGGAGGGCAGAAGUGGAAUACUGCUCAAGAAGGCAAAAGAGCAUCUGGAAACAGCCCUCGCCUGCCAAAUCCUCUCCAGGGGAUAGUUAUGGUGCAGCUACCUCUGCUGGAGCUCUGUAUCUGAGGCCAUCCGUGCUGACAUGUUUUGGACACAAGACUUCCGUCACAAACAUCAUGGAGAAGUAUCUCAAAGGCCUGUUGUCUCCUGAUUCUUUGCUGACAUUGAAAAGCUACAUAGGGAGGCGGGUGACCUGUACAGCUGCGCUACACUUGUUCUGCUCCUUGACAUGCUUGAGCUUUCUUUUCUCCAGCACAGAUGCUGCACAAACCAAUUCUGUGACUCAGCAAGGAAGAAUUCACUUUGGUUUUGGCUUACGGACUAGGAAUAAUAUUGAAUUCCUUACAGUGGCAAACGGCCGCCAAUCUGUGCAUACCUGCCAUGAUUUGUGCUACAAGAGUCACUCAUGCAAUGUGUUGUGGUUGUUAAAAGACACCUGCAUCCUUGCUGACUGUAGGACUCCACAUCACUGUCAAAUAACCAAGAUGGACUCCAGAGACUCUCUGUUGGUUUUCUUAGACAAGGAGCGCACAUCAUGGACUUUACCAUUUCACCGUAUGUCAGAUAUAAGUCGGGAAGAGUAUCGUCCUGAAGAAUCACAUAGGCCAAGGCUGAAAAGAGGGGCUCUGUUACGAGUUAAAAGACAGGAUAGCAAGCUCGGCAAUCAAAAUCGUAAAACUGAACAGCAAGAUCCUCCUUCAAAAAGAAACCACAAAAUUCUAACGAAUAACACAGCAGGGAACCAAGACACAGAGCUACAUGUACCAUUAGUAAUGCCUAGCACAUUGCCAUUACUUGAAAGUUCUCUUACAACGAGGCCAUCUGCCAGUAUCAAUACCACCAAUUCACUGCCAUCUGAAGCUUUGCCAGACACUGGUGGAGAAAAUCCAGACACCGCCACAUCAGCACCAUUCUUAAUACCUGCCAAUACAAGCGCACAUCCAACUCCAGCUCCUACAAGUACCAGUCCUACAACACCAGUCACAUACAAGCUUGUGGUUUCUGCUGGGGCCAGUGUUGAAAUCACCUUACCAAAAAACGAAGUUCAGCUGAAUGCUUUUGUUGUUCCAGAGCCUCCUGAAGGAAAAGUAUAUACCUAUGAUUGGAGGCUGAUUACUCAUCCUACAGAUUACAGCGGAGAAAUGGAAGGCAAGCAUACACAGUCACUCAAGUUGUCAAAGCUCACAGCAGGCCUGUACGAGUUUAAAGUCAUUGUGGAUGGGGAAAAUGCACACGGAGAGGGGUUUGUGAAUGUUACCGUCAAGCCUAAGCCACGUGUAAAUCAGCCGCCGGUAGCCAUUGUGUCUCCUCGCUACCAAGAAAUCUCACUGCCUACCACCUCUACUGUCAUAGAUGGAAGCCAGAGCACAGAUGAUGAAAAAAUAGUUAGCUACCACUGGGAGGAGCUAAAGGGUCCACUAAGGGAAGAGAAAAUUACAGGAGACACUGAAAUACUUAAACUCACUAACCUUGUUCCUGGAAAUUAUACUUUCAGGUUAACUGUUGAAGACUCUGAUGGGGCCAGAAAUUCUACUACUGCAAACCUUACUGUAAACAAAGCUGUUGAUUACCCUCCUGUGGCAAAUUGUGGAGCAAACCAAGUCAUCACACUGCCCAAAAACUCUAUUGUGCUGUAUGGAAACUUAAGCACUGAUGAUCAUGGUAUUAUCAGCUAUGAAUGGUCCUUGAGUCCCAGCAGCAAAGGAAAAGUAAUGGAGAUGCAGGGAGUCAGAACAGCAACUCUUCAGCUGUCAGCUCUUCAAGAAGGAGAUUAUACGUUUCAGCUCACGGUGACAGACUCUGCAGGUCAGCAGUCUACCAGCGAGGUGACAGUAAUUGUUCAGCCUGAAAACAACAAGCCUCCUCAAGCUGAUGCUGGCCCGGACAAAGAGCUUACUCUUCCAGUGGACAGUACAACCCUAGAUGGAAGUCGGAGCACUGAUGAUCAGAAGAUUGCCUCUUAUUUCUGGGAGAAAACAAAGGGCCCAGAAGGUAUAAAAAUUGAGAACAACAAUGGCAGCAUUGCUACAGUUACUGGCCUACAAGAUGGACAGUAUGAAUUCACACUGACUGUAAAGGAUGACCGAGGCUUGCAGGAUCAGGCAAUUGUUAGCGUAAUUGUGAAGGAGGAGAUCAACAAGCCGCCUGUGGCAAGGAUUGCAGGAAAUCUUGUCAUUACUCUCCCAACUAACACAGCAGAGUUGGAUGGCUCCAAAUCCUCAGAUGAUAAGGGAAUUGUUAGCUACCAAUGGGAGAGAGAUGAGAAUAGCCCAGCUGCUGGGGAGGUGUUGAAUAACUCUGAUCGCCAUGCAGUCCUAUUCCUCUCUAACCUUGUUGAAGGGACUUACACCUUUCACUUGAAGGUGACUGAUGGCAAAGGAGAGAGCGAUAGUGACAGAACAACUGUUGAGGUGAAACCAGACCCAAUGAAGAACAACUUGGUGGAAAUGAUUCUGGAUGUGAAUGUCAGCCAGUUGACUGAACGACAGAAAGGAAUGUUUAUGAGGCAAAUUGGGGUUCUUCUUGGCGUACUGGACUCUGAUAUUACUGUGCAGAACAUCCAACUCUACACAGAGAAGAGCACAAAGGUGAUCUUUUAUGUCAAGAAUCAGCCCCCCCACUCGGUCAUGAAAGGUUACAAGGUUGCAUGCACUCUUCGCAAUGAAUUGCGCAAGCAGCAGAGUGAUUUCCUUAUCUUCAGAGCACUUGAGAUUGACACAUUCACUUGCCAGUUAAAUUGUUCUAUGCACGGCCACUGCAACUCUGUUACUAAGCGUUGUGUCUGUGACCCUUUUUGGAUGGAGAAUUUUUUUCGUCGACAGUUUGGAGAUGGAGACAGCAACUGUGACUGGAGCGUGCUAUAUGUCAUUAUCACAAGCUUUCUCUGUGUCGUGGCAUUGGGACUGCUAACUUGGUGCAUGGUCUGUUGCUGUAAAAGAAAGAAAGGAAAACCAAAGAGGAAGAGCAGGUAUAAAAUCCUUGAAGCCACUGAUGACCAAGAGAGUUUGGAGCUAAAGUCAAGCAUCAAAACUGGAGUAAAAAUGAAAUCUCCAGUUCAGAACACGAGUUUGAUGCAUUCAGAAUCCGAGCUAGACAGCGAUGACAAUGCUUACACCUGGUCAGAUAGAGAGAAGGGAAAACUGCUCCGGCCUCAGAAUGGUUCUUUGCGUAAUGGACAAGCCUCUCACAAAAACAAAAACCAAAGAGAGGAGUUGCUAUAAUCUCGUUUUCUGCCCAGGAAUUUUAUUUUCACCUGUACAGCAGUUAAAGCUGCUGAACUGUCCUUUUCACCACUGCUGGUUUACUUUGUGGACAAAGCUGCUACCUUGAACUUCUUUUAAAUAAAUGGAUAUUUUAGUAGAAUUACCAACUAUUUUGCUCUUCUGAGAGAACCGAGGCUGAACAUACUUGAACUGUUAUUUUUUUCAAUUGAAAGUACUACUGGAUUUAUGCUGAACAUUUUUUUUUUACUAAUUUAAUGACUUUUUUUCUGCACAUAAUCUUGGGGAAACAGCUCCCAGGAAUGAGCCACGCUGUUAAAUUUACACCUCUUUAAAUGCACUACUGUGCCAGGUCCCUGAUGGCAUUGAAGGAUAAAAUGUGAAAUGCACUGGGCAUUUUCUGUAGCCCAAUCUCAGCCGUGUUUUUUCAUGGCCUUUUUCUGCAACAAAUGUUCCUCCCUCAUUUAACGACAUAUCUUUUUCCAAAAAGGUGACAUUGGUUUCUGUGUGCUCACAGAUCUUGACCAUCAACAAAUGAAAUGUACAUCUAAAGCAAAAUAACUUGCUGCAAACCUCUUUUAUGGGGAGGAGAUGUGAGAAGCAGAAUAAUGAAUGGUGUUCAAUAA